AGGGAUUUUCUUUUAACCUUAAGCACCGCAGAUAAAAACCGAACUAAAGCAAGAUCACAAAGCUUUCUGUAUUGGAGAGAACCACAAAGAUACAGAAACAAGAGUGUUACAUCGAUUUGAAAUCUCCUAUUAAUUUCCAUAGAAUAUUUUUGAAUUAAAAUUUCUUGGUAUUUUACUUAGUCAUGUCUGUUGAUUCUUGCAAUUCAGAAACUUUUGAUAACAAUAUUGGGAACUUACCUAACAAGAACUUAACCAUGACUUCAAAGGUUCUUCAUACUUCAGGAGGAACACCCUCAAGCUCUAGUAUCGCCACCACAACUAACGGUGUCACCAACACCAACAAUAUUCCGAUUUUGAAUGAUAACCACGCUCCACGAGAUAUCAGACAUACUAUACAAACUCACACCGUGGCAGCAUCAGGUACCACAGCAGGUGCAGCAGCAGCAGCAGCUGCUACGGUAUUAUUGCCCCCUGAUUUGACACCCAGCUAUCCUUACGACGAACCAGACGAAGACGAAUACAACAUGCAUAUAGGUACUCAGCCUCCACCACGAAUAUACACAGAUGAACACCCUGAACCGGAGUUGUUGCCUACUACAGUAGGACGUGAUUCACAAGGAAGAAUAAUACCGUCCACUUCUACCAUUUCCUUGCUUUCGUUGAACCAACAGCCAGAUAUGUCUAUGACGUCACCUAAAAUUAUCGUCAGCAAUCCUCCAGUUUUUAUAGAUAGAAAGAAUUCAUUUGGUCAAUUACGGAACUUGAUCAAUCACAAGCGAUUACAACCAUAUCAAAAGAUGAAUUCGCCUAAUGAAUAUACAUUUAUGACCACCACGACCCAAUCAAUACCGAUUCAAGAAGAGCAUGUUUUACAACCACCAUCCCCUAAUUUAGAUCCAGUUUCACUUGGUGGAUCACCCUCAAGAUUUUGGUUGAAUUCACCCACAAUCACCAAAUCGUUAAGUAAAACCCAGUUGCAAUAUACUCAGAAUACCCAAACCUUACAUAGUUAUCAAAAACAACAACAGUUUCAUCCACUAGCUCCUAUUCCACAACUGGUAGAACUUCCAAUGCAGCAAACGGACAGUGAAUUAUACAUAAACAUACAACACAGAAAUGGGAGCCAUUCACCCACUUUAGAUCCAGUACAAACUCCAUCAGAAGAUCCUCCUAUGACUCCAUUAUCAUUAAAUCGAGCUGUAAAUGGAUAUUCUACCGAUUAUUUCAAUUUAGAUUCUGUAAUGCAGAAGAAUAAAGAGGAUGAAGCGAAUUAUUAAAUGAUGAAACUAGAGGGUUAAAUGAAUAGGAGGCAGAAAGAGCAAAAGCUGACGAUGACGUAAUUUGUUUCCUUGAUCAAGCAUUUACGGAAGAUGUCUAUUGUAUAAUCAUAAUUUCAAAGAAUUGUUUUCAUGGUGGGGUAAGAUUAUGUGCUAAUUUGGAAUGUGCCGGUGGGAGAGUCAUUCUUGGAAUUUGCCAGAUGCAAGAAGACUAUUCUAGAGUUUGUCAGAUGAGAGCAUGUCAUUAUAGAAUUAGGCUCAUUCCAGGCACUUCCGACUCAGCCGCUAUCACCACACCUUAUAACACCCAUCGAGUUGGGAAUAGUGAAACAUUGAAUGAUUCCGCUGUAACUGUCUGAUCAAAUCAACUUUUUGAUACACUACUAUUUUUUAUUAUUAUAUAUAUUACUAGUUAGCAUUGAAUGAAGGUUAUGGGAUUUAUUUUGAUAAUUACCAUUUAAGUAACAGUAUAGAUGUGUUCGUAUUCAAAUCAAAGCUCGUUUAUG
Molecule: messenger RNA, 1783 nt
Organism: Spathaspora passalidarum NRRL Y-27907
Lineage: Eukaryota; Fungi; Ascomycota; Pichiomycetes; Serinales; Debaryomycetaceae
Exons: 1
Coding region: 183-1277 (364 amino acids)
Source: RefSeq, a predicted model, not a curated record